Copidosoma floridanum is the source of this 3290-nucleotide messenger RNA. RefSeq names its product scm-like with four MBT domains protein 1. Gene Ontology annotation, biological process: negative regulation of DNA-templated transcription. Gene Ontology annotation, cellular component: nucleus. NCBI's taxonomy places the organism in Eukaryota, Metazoa, Arthropoda, Insecta, Hymenoptera, Encyrtidae. Gene Ontology annotation, molecular function: chromatin binding; histone binding. The record is from RefSeq and is a predicted model, not a curated record.
UUAUUUUUUUUUUUUUUUAUCAACAUCCCAUAUAUAAGUGGGUACUUGUAUUCCGCUUAGGUAUCAUCUUGUAGAGUUCCGGAGGCAGUGCGAGAGCUCACGAUAUACAUAUUAUCAUCGAGUUGCAGAGCUCAAAUUUUACCAGCUAUACACUGUACCACAGAUUGAGAUAAAACCAAGCGGUGGAUGCAUAUAGCCGGUCACACUCUUAGGAUAUGAUGGACGAGGAGAGCCACCGGGAAGAUAACAGUGGCAGGACGCUCGUCGACGGGGAUGGAUUCUUUUGGCAAGACUAUCUCGAGGCGAAGAAUACCGUGGAGGUCCCGCAAAUUUCUUUCCAGCAUGUGGAGGACACGUUGCAAAACGGCAUCGAGAUUGGCAUGUCUCUGGAGGUUCCUGUGCAAAAAAGUGACAAGGGCGAACCUGCCUAUUGGGUCGCCUCGAUCGUCAUGGCGUGCGGUCCUCUCUUGAGACUCAAUUACUUUGGUGCCACGGACAAGUCUUUGGAAUUUUGGUUCAAUUUGACCAAGGAAACUGCACAUGAACUUGGCUGGUGCUCCAAAAAUGGCCAUCAAUUGAGACCACCGAGUGUCGUUGAGGAAAAGUCUCCAGACUGCUCUGAAAAGUUACAGAAAUUUUUGGCCACAGCUAAAUCCAUACCGUUUGAAAUGCUGUCUGGGGAUGGACUUAGUUUGGUCGACAGAAUAAAGUCAGGAAUAAAGGUUGAAGUCAGUGAUAUUCGUCAUCCGUACAAAUUAUGGGCUGCUACAAUUAAAGAUAAUGUUGGUGGGCGCCUACGACUAAAAUAUGAUACUCCAGGUUCAUCGACAAAACAGUUUUGGAUGUUUUGCACCUCAGAGCAUUUGCACAAUUAUGGAUUCGUGUCAAAGACUGAUUCCAAUUGGUUUGUAGAACCACCUAGUUCAAUUGUAGAUAUGCACUCUUACGAAGAGUGGAAAGAGCUCACGGAAAACAAUGGCUCCAAAGACCUUAAAGUACCUGAUAACUUAUUCAACAAUAGUGUUGAUCAUCAAAAGCAUGCUUUUAAGUUGCACAUGAAGUUGGAAGCUGUCCUACCUUCUGAUAGGACAAAAAUUUUCCCAGCCUCAGUUAUCAAAGUAUUUGAUGACACUUACUUUUUAGUUCAAAUUGAUGUAUAUAAAAAAAAUUUAGAUGAAAAUUCUGAUGAAAAUGCUGUACGUAAUAACACUGAAAAGAAUACUUGGCUCUGUACCGCCGAACAUCCAUACAUCUUUCCAGUUGGUUGGUCCAAAAAACGUAAUAUUAGCAUGUCAUCUCCUCCAAAUUGGAUCCCACAAUCAGGAAAAUUCGAUUGGGAUGAAUACCUAAAAGCAACAAACGCAGUUGCUGCUGACGACAGUUUAUUCUCUCCUCAAGAAAGUGCUUCGGACGCUGGAUUCGAAUGUGGUAUGAUGCUGGAAGCCGUCGAUCCAAAGGACGAAAACGCGAUCUGUGCUGCACAUAUCACAAAAAUCUUAGAUAAUUUACUAUGGUUGAAACUUGACAGUUCCGACAAAGAUCGUCCUGAGCACAUAGUACACAUGCGUUCCUUGCAAAUUUUCCCAGUUGGAUGGUGCGAGUCAAAUCACUAUCCACUAAAACCACCAAAAGAUUACAUAGAACUUUGCAAAAAGACUGAAGUGGCACCUGUGAAAAAGCACUCUACUUUAGAGUUUCCACUUACGGAGCAUCGGUCGUCUUUGUGGUGUCCUAAAAUUUACUUCAAUUAUCGAUGUUCCACUGGGCCAAUGAUUUCAAAGAGACACCUGGCUACUCUCCCAAAGUCCGUCGGUCCUGGGCCAGUGGUUUUAGUUAUGAGAGAAGUUUUAUCGAUGAUUGUUUCCGUUGGCUACAGGAGCGCUAGAAUCUUAAAAGUAUUACAAUGCGACACAAAACCAGAGCCAGGCUACAAUUUAGAAGUAUUAAAAGCAAAGCACAAAAAUAAUACGUACAGAGCAAACGUUGCCAUUAUAACGUCUGGCGAUACGGUGACCGAAUUUUGCCGGAAUAUUUGCAAAAAGUUGCAGGUUUGUCCAAACCUGUUUGGACCUCUGUGUGUUCGAGAAAACGAGUGCCCAGACAAAUGCUAUAAAAGCACGAAAAACAAAUUCAUUUCAACGGCAUUUGGAAACAACAAGCGAGGCAAGCCCAAAGGCUACACAAGUAUUUUGGUGGAGAAGCAAAAACCCUGGGGAAAGAGAAAGCGAAGAAGAGGCAGAUGGGCCAACCGCGACAAAGAGUUACUCAACAAAGAGCUGGAGAAGGAGGACGAAAUACCUUUUCUCUCCAUGGACUUGACAAAUCGCAUCUCCGAUACUCAUCAAGAUACGUACGAAUCGAAGAACAAUAUCUCUGACACCGAGUUGAUGGAAAAGAGUUUGGACAAAUUGGACCGUGUUGACGACAUAAAACAAGAAAUACCAUCUAGCAACGUGUCGGAGGACUCGCGGAGUAGUUUUAACGAUAGGAAAAGUAAGGACAGCAACGACAGUCCGAGUAGCUCGGGUGGAGGCAAGGUACAGCCGAUAAAGGCCAAUAAAAACGCGACGAUCACCAGAGCGAAAAAACGAGAAAGAGGCUGGGAUUCGAGUGUAGAGACCGAUGGCUCGGAUGCCGAGGAGGAAGAAUUUUUACAACUGCAAAAGAAGCAGAGACGACCCAAGACCAGAAAACUAGAAUCGAAUCCUCUUUUCUGGUCCGUUGACGAUGUUUUCCGUUAUCUUCGUAAAACGACUGACUGCAAAGAGUUGGCGCAUCGUGUUCGGCAAGAGGAAAUUGACGGAUUUGCAUUUCUCUUGCUGAAUAUGCCAUCUCUUGUUGCGCAUAUGAAACUAAAAAUCGGUUCAGCAAUGAAACUAUGCCGGCACAUCGAGCAAGUAAAAGUGACGUACUUUUUACGACACAUGAAAGAAGAAGAACCCGAUAAUUAUCGCGUAAUGUAAUUUUCCGGAUCAUUCGAGUCGUGCAUUAAUGAUUCGUCGCGGUGAAAUGUAUUAUAUUGUAUUUUUAACGUUUUCUUAGGAAUUGAGGGAAACCUGCGCUGUACAUAUCAAGUUUGUAAUUUCUUUUUCAUUUAAUGCCUGUAAUUUAUACUAGUAGUAAAAAGUCAUAUCCCAUCGACACUUCUUGCUGUAGUUUUAUCAUGAUUGCCGAAUGUGCUAAGCGUGUAAUUUCACGCCAUUAAAUUUGAAACACUGUCUUGUAUUUUCAUUAGUGAUUAUAACAAUUUACACACGUAUUUUUUGUAAAAAAAAAAAAAAAAAAAAAAG